GCAGCAAGCAGUUUGUUUGGUGUCCGAGAAAAUCAAAGCAUGGAGGCUUGUGUAGCUAGAUGUUCGGAUGGCGUGUUCUUCAGAUGCCUUAAUCGUUUCAAUUUUAGGCGUUCUUUCAAGCCAAUGGCGUCCAUCCAUGCAGCCUCAGAUGGAGGAAGGUGGUUUAACAGAGCAUACGAUGGAUUGUUGUUGGAUGCUGGGGGUACACUCCUGCAGUUGGCAAAGCCUGUCGAAAGCACUUAUGCCGAUAUUGGCAGGAAAUACGGUUUGACUGCAAGCUCAGCAGAAAUAAAGCAAGGAUUUAGGAGAGCUUUUGCUGCUCCAUGGCCUGAAAAGCUUCGCUACCAGGGUGAUGGGCGACCAUUUUGGAAACUUGUCGUUUCUGAAGCCACUGGUUGUGCAAAUAAUGAUUAUUUUGAAGAAGUAUAUGAGUACUAUGCAAAUGGUGAUGCGUGGCAUCUUCCAACUGGAGCUUCUGAAACAAUGUUCCUUCUCAAAGAUGCUGGAGUUAAGUUAGCCGUUGUAUCCAACUUUGACACCCGCUUAAGGAAGCUAUUGAAGGACCUCAAUAUUUUAGAUCUGUUUGAUGCUGUUAUCAUAUCUUCAGAGGUUGGAUAUGAGAAACCAGAUGCAAAAAUAUUUAAAGCUGCUUUGGAUCAAAUUGGAGUAGAGGCAGGGAAAGCAGUUCAUGUUGGAGAUGAUCAAGAGGCUGAUAAGGUGGGGGCUAGUGCUGUUGGGAUUGAUUGCUGCAGGUUAUGGGGAACUGAUGUAAAGACAUUCUCAGACAUACAAAAGCAAAUCCUCAUUUCAGAGCAUUAGCUUCUAAAGAAUUAGGAUUGGUGGUUUAAGUGAUUGCUUGAAAUAAGUAUUUAAGGGACUGAAAGGGUGCAAUUUAUUGGCACGGUAAACUACUUUCCAAAUAGUGGAGGACUUUCACGGGUACAUGUAAUGGAGUUUUUCAAUUUUAGUUUGAAUUCUGGAUCUGACAGCAUGAGUUCAAUCACCCUGGUGCAAUAAGAAUUGUUAAAAAGGCUGGAAUUUUAUUUUGGAUCAUUGUGAAUGCAAUGCACUGCUGAAAAUCAAUCAAAUAAUUGAUGCUUCCUGAA
This is a messenger RNA of Vitis riparia (riverbank grape), 1106 nucleotides long. RefSeq names its product haloacid dehalogenase-like hydrolase domain-containing protein 3. The record is from RefSeq and is a predicted model, not a curated record. NCBI's taxonomy places the organism in Eukaryota, Viridiplantae, Streptophyta, Magnoliopsida, Vitales, Vitaceae. The transcript is spliced from 10 exons. The coding region runs from base 40 to 819 and encodes 259 amino acids.